Messenger RNA from Anneissia japonica, 3595 nucleotides. Its product is annotated as CSC1-like protein 2. Bases 154 to 2487 code for a protein of 777 amino acids. Gene Ontology annotation, cellular component: plasma membrane. The transcript is spliced from 23 exons. NCBI's taxonomy places the organism in Eukaryota, Metazoa, Echinodermata, Crinoidea, Comatulida, Comatulidae. Gene Ontology annotation, molecular function: calcium-activated cation channel activity. The record is from RefSeq and is a predicted model, not a curated record.
UGGGAGAGGAGUAUCACACGGCGGAGAGCAAAUAAUUAAUCGAGAGAGAGAAAAUCGAUACCAUCAUACAUACAGGUGAAGAAGGGUAUUGUCUUUCUUAGAAGAUGGUGCUAGAAUAGGCUCAGAGGCAUGUUGGAUUUAUAACCAGUCAUCAUGAAUCUAGAACAGGCCGUCACACCUACGCCCUCUGAUAGUCUGCAGUGCACCUACGUAGGCAAGAACACAACAAUUUUGUAUACGCCGUACGGUGGAAUCCCUUUGAAUUUAACGCUGAAUGUUAUCUUUUUUGCGGUUAUUUUGUUAUUGUACGCAAUUUUCCGAAAAUUAGCUGGUGAAUAUGGACGAAUUGCAUUAGUACAGCAUGGAGAAGAAAGGAGAAAACGGAAGCCAAAAGAAACAUCAAGUAUACCACUUAAAUCUGUUGAAUCCGAGCAAACAGCAGCAAGCAAUCUGUAUAAUGCAUGGACAAGUAUGUUCUUUGGGGAUCACAGUAAAACAUCUGAAGAAGAUGACUCAGAACCACAUUAUGAAGAUUAUGCGGGAUUCUGUUCUUGGAUUAGAGCAGUUUUCACCAUCACUGACAACCAGAUUAGGAAAAAGUCAGGAGUAGAUGCUAUUCAGUAUUUACAGUUUCAACGCUACCUUAUUGGUCUUGUAGUGGUCAUUUGCAUCUUGUCCAUUGGGGUCAUUCUACCGGUCAACUUCAGCGGUGACCAAGAAGGAGGAAAACAAAAUUUUGGCCAUACCACUAUCAGUAAUCUACCAACAAGCUCUGGUGCAUUGUGGGUCCAUACAUUUUUUGCAAUGAUCUACUUUGUCAUUGCUAUAGUUGCACUACGACAUUUCAAACAGCAUCUACCACACCGAGAGGAGCCAAGUCAUAUAUCAAGAACCUUGUUUGUUAUUGGGAUACCAUUGGAAAGGACGGAACCAGCUCUUAUUCGGCAACAUUUCCAGGAAGCCUACCCUGACGUUGAAGUGACUGAUGUACAGUUUGCAUAUGACAUUGCUAGACUGAAGUACUUAGAUCAAGCAAGGAAAGAUGCACAGGCAAAUCGUAUUGCUUGCGAAUCCAUGAAGCAGACGACUGGUAUUUCCCCCACACUACGCCCUGGAUCGUGUGGACAAAUUGGUUGCCAUGAUUGCUGCGGUGGGCCUAAGGUAGACUACUCUGAUAGGAUUGUCACUGACUAUGCCACAUUGAAGACUGGUCCGCCAACAGUGUCCAGUGUAAGUCGUACCGUACACAGCACCACGUGGGACGUGGACUAUGCGCCAUGGCCUGAUGACAUCAUUUGGGAGAGCCUUUCCGUAAGCACGUUAAAAUGGUGGAUCAGCGUUAUCAUAGUGAAUCUAUUUUUAUUUCUGGUCCUGUUUUUCCUGACCACCCCAUCAGUUAUACUAACAAGUCUUGACAGUACCAAUUAUCAAAAUGCUAUUGACAAUCUGAAUUCAGCAGUGAUCUCUCAGUUCUUGCCGACCUUGCUGUUGUUGAUGUUCGCCGCUCUCCUGCCACAGCUUGUCAUCUAUUCCAGCUACUAUUUUGAGUACCAUUGGACGCGUACUACUCUCAAUCAUGUUAUCAUGCGCAAGACAUAUGUCUUUCUAAUGUUGAUGCUGCUAAUUCUCCCCUCCCUAGGUCUGGCAAGUGCUCAGGCCUUGUUUGAAUACACUCUGAGUGACAAGGAAAAUAUCAAAAUGAGAUGGGGGUGCAUGUUCCUUCCAGACAACGGUGCAUUCUUUGUCAACUAUAUCAUCACUUCAGCUUUUAUUGGAACUGCUCUUGAGUUGAUUCGAUUCCCUGAACUGUUCCUCUACAUCAUUACAAUGAUUUGGACACGAUCGGAAGCAGAGAAAAUCACUGCUAGAAAGAAACUAGCCUAUGAAUUUCAAUAUGGUGUGAAUUAUGCCUGGAUGCUAACGCUGUUUAGUAUAGUAUUUGCCUACAGUAUUACCUGCCCACUUAUUGUACCUUUUGGUAUGGUAUAUUUCAUCUUCAAACAUAUGGUGGAUCGUUACAAUAUUUAUUUUGCGUAUGCACCCUCUAGAAUUGAUAAAGGAAUCCACGAUAGUGCUGUCAACUUUGUAGUCAUUUCUGGAAUUAUCCUGCAACUUUCUAUACUGUUUUUCUCUGUGCUAAGAUUGGGCUCAGUUGACCCACACUCUAUUGUCUCCGCCAUCUUCCUUGUCAUUUGUAUUGGAUUUUAUGUGGCUAAAUUUUGCUUUCGUCUAUGGACUGGUUACAUUCCUCCAAGUUAUGAGGAAUUUUCUAAUGUUGAAGAGCCAACUGCAAGCAAAGGAGCAGAGCUGAAGAAUUUUGUCCCCGAUGUACUGAUGAAGGAGGGGGAUGUUGGUGCUGAUGUUGAGCAAACAUCUUCUCUACCACGACAUGCCUAUGGUACCAUGACAACAGGAGCAGAGGUGGACAACAGAGCAGCAGCAGCCGAUCCUAGUAACAAUACUGACCUUAAUAAUUAUCAGUCAUAAUCAGGAAUUAUUUUAUUUACAUAAUUUGUGUAAUUUGUUGAUGUUUUCUUGCUGAUUUAUCAAACUACAAUAUUUUUAUUUUGCAAAUGCUUAAUAUUUAUGUAAUAUAUGUGUUUCUAAUUAAUUUGUGAGAGUUUUAAAAUAUAUAAAUUGUUUUUUCUUAGAGAAGAGAAUCCAUUUUAGUGCAAUUCAAUAAAUAAAUUUCUAUAUUACUAAAGUAUACCCAUAAUUUAUUGGUAUAAAUUUUAUUAACAAUUUCUAUUCAUUUUCAAUUCAAAAUGAUACCUGUAGAAUUAUAUAAAUAUAGAAAAUAUAGAAAUAUAAUGUAAUAAUUAUACUAAAAGUAUUAGUGUGUCAGAUUGUACUGUAUGCAUUGUAUAUUUGAAUGUAUGUUUUAAAUUUAUAAGUAAUAAUAUAUGAAUUACAAUUUUAACUCAAAAAUAGAUGACUUAAUGAAAAUCUUAUGCUGAUUGUUAUAAUAAUUAGAAUCUAUAUACUGUAGUUAGUAAUUAUUAAAGUCUAUACUGCUCUUAUUGCAGCAUUAUUAUUAUAAUAAUUAUUAUUUAAUAAUUAUUAAAGUCUAUACUGCUCUUAUUGUACUAUUCAACUUAAAAAUAAGCUUAGUAUUUAUACUUUGUAUAUUUAAUGAGUUUAUUUGCUUUUAAUUGAAGUUAAGCCCUGUCCAGACUUUUCAAAUUUUAUUUGAUUAAAAACUGUUGAAUGCCCAUAUAUAGUCAUGAUGUGCCCAUAUACAGUCAUGAUGUGCCCAUAUAUAGUCAUGUUGACAUGAGUCAUGUCACAUGUUUUGGUUAAAUAAAAUUUUAUAGUGUGGACAUGUCUUAAGAAGAUGUUACUUUCCUUUCCAGACUUUAAAAUUCCUAUUUUUACAAGGACCUAUAAUUUAACAAUUAAAAAUUAUCUAAAAGAAUUAGUAUCAGAGGUGGAUCCAGAAAUUUUCUAAUUGGGUGGGGGAAGGGGGCAUCAAGUUAUUAGAAUAGAGAUAAGGGGUGUGCUGCUAGCAGCAUUCGCAUAUAACAAAGUGACUGGAACCCCUAAUGAAACAUUUUAUAUUUGUAUUCUAUUUUUUUCUUAUUUCAAUAAAUGUCAU